Molecule: messenger RNA, 589 nt
Organism: Caenorhabditis sp. 36 PRJEB53466
Lineage: Eukaryota; Metazoa; Nematoda; Chromadorea; Rhabditida; Rhabditidae
Source: the annotation of a GenBank genome assembly
AUGACGGACGCCAAAGCGACAGUGUGCUACUUGAACGGUCUUUCACUUCGCACGAUUAAUGAGGUUGAGAAGGUAGCUUGGUAUCGUGGGAUUAAUAAUUAUAGGCAAUUCUAUAGAUCUUGCGCGGAUUGCCACAAAAAGGAACUCGUUGUGAAGUGCAAUAUUCGAAGCCCCUGAGCGGAUCCUGCGAUCGUGGAAUCGGAGAUGUCAUUGCUUCCAAGAGCUUGCAAAUUCGUGACGAGCCCCGUCCGUUGAGUCUCUCGCCAAUUCGGGAAAAAGUUACUCCUGUAAAAAAGACGGUCAAACUUUUGGAGACAAUGUUAUUCGAAAAGGUACUACAUUAGAAUAUUUCUCGUAAAUUAGUCUUUUUAAGGACGCUGAGAACAACAGCGGCUUCCAGUGCAAUGUUCUCACUGAUCACGUCCGCGUUUCUCCGAUCAUCUCCUUCAACGGAGUCAUUCUGGAGCUUGACGUCGAAGUUACCAUCCCGCGCACUGACGAACCAAAAAAACUGAAAUUGGAGAUAGAAUGCCCGGACUACGUUCCUGCGCGCAUCAAGAUCGGAAAUAAAUGGAAAAAUAUUGUCUGA